GAGCACACACAGGAGUUGGGGGGCGGGGGAGGGCCCGGGCUUGGGGAGGGCUCGAACUCGGGGCUGCUGGGUAGUCCAGGAGGGCGCGGUAAGGCUGGGGUGUCCUGGUGAGAACUGGAGAGGAUCUACCCGUGUCCCUGCCUGGCCAGUGGGGAAACACCGGUCCCCCAGACACCCUCACCUAACCAGAGCGGGGAUUUCCACCGCCCCGCCUGCCGCCCUUUGGAGGAAAGUGAAAGUGAAAGGAGGAAGAGGAGGCUUCAUGGCUGAGGAGGUCGCAGCGCCAUGAAGUCCCUGUCUCUGCUCCUCGCUGUGGCUUUGGGCCUGGCGACCGCCGUCUCGGCAGGACCCGCGGUGAUCGAGUGUUGGUUCGUGGAGGAUGCGAGCGGAAAGGGCCUGGCCAAGAGACCCGGUGCACUGCUGUUGCGCCAGGGAACGGGGGGACCGCCGCCCCGGCCGGACCUCGACCCUGAGCUCUACCUCAACGUGCACGAUCCCGCGGGCGCCCUCCAGGCUGCCUUCAGGCGGUAUCCCCGGGGCGCCCCCGCACCACACUGCGAGAUGAGCCGCUUCGUGCCUCUCCCCGCCUCUGCGAAAUGGGCCAGCGGCCUGACCCCGGCGCAGAACUGCCCGCGGGCCCUGGAUGGGGCUUGGCUGAUGGUCAGCAUAUCCAGCCCAGUCCUCAGCCUCUCCACCCUCUUGCGACCACAGCCAGAGCCUCAGCAGGAGCCUGUUCUCAUCACCAUGGCAACAGUGGUACUGACUGUCCUCACCCACACCCCUGCCCCUCGAGUGAGACUGGGACAAGAUGCUCUGCUGGACUUGAGCUUUACCUACAUGCCCCCCACCUCUGAGGCCGCCUCAUCUCUGCCUCCGGGUCCCCCUCCCUUUGGGCUAGAGUGGCGACGCCAGCACCUGGGUAAGGGACAUCUGCUCCUGGCUGCAACUCCUGGGCUGAAUGGCCAGAUGCCAGCAGCCCAAGAAGGGGCCGUGGCAUUUGCUGCUUGGGAUGAUGAUGAGCCAUGGGGCCCAUGGACCGGAAAUGGGACCUUCUGGCUGCCUAGAGUUCAACCCUUUCAGGACGGCACCUAUCUGGCCACCAUACACCUGCCAUACCUGCAAGGACAGGUCACCCUGGAGCUUGCUGUGUACAAACCCCCCAAAGUGUCCCUGAUGCCAGCAACCCUUGCACGGGCCGCCCCAGGGGAGGCACCCCCAGAGUUGCUCUGCCUUGUGUCCCACUUCUACCCUUCUGGGGGCCUGGAGGUGGAGUGGGAACUCCGGGGUGGCCCAGGGGGCCACUCGCAGAAGGCCGAGGGGCAGAGGUGGCUCUCGGCCCUGCGCCACCAUUCCGAUGGCUCUGUCAGCCUCUCUGGGCACUUGCAGCUGCCCCCAGUCACCACUGAGCAGCAUGGGGCACGCUAUGCCUGUCGAAUUCACCAUCCCAGCCUGCCUGCCUCAGGGCGCAGCGCUGAGGUCACCCUGGAGGUAGCAGGUCUUUCAGGGCCCUCCCUCGAGGACAGCGUAGGCCUUUUCCUGUCUGCCUUUCUUCUGCUCGGGCUCUUCAAGGCACUGGGCUGGGCUGCUGUCUACCUGUCUACCUGCAAGGAUUCAAAGAAGAAAGCAGAGUGAGGGCACUCACUGCCAUCCUGUGGAAGCCACCACCAUCUCUGGCCCAAGCUUCUGUAGUAGCUCCCUAAAAUAAUACCCCAUCAUCUGCUCCUAAUCCCUCCAAUCUCUCUCUACUGAGUGGCUGGAAUGCCUUUUUUUUUUUUUUUUUUUUUCACUUAUACAAGGGAGAAUUUUUUUUUUUUUUUUUUUUUUUUUUUUUUUUUUUUGAGAUGGAGUCUCACUCUCUCGCCCAGGCUGCGGUGCAGUGGCAUGAUCUUGGCUUACUGCAACCUCCGCCUCCUGGGUUCAGCAAUUCUCUGGCUUCAGCCUCUGGAGUAGCUGGGAUUACAGGCACAUGCCACCACACCCAGAGAAUUUUUGUUAUUUUUAGUAGAGACAGGGUUUCACCAUGUUGGCCAGGCUGGUCUUGAAUUCCUGACCUCAGGUGAUCCGCCCACCUCGGCCUCCCAAAGUGCUGGGAUUACAGGCGUGAGCCACUGUACCAGGCCCGAGAAAUGCUUUUUUUAAAAACACACAUCUUACAGCAUUCACCUUCUUGGAGCUCUAGGACAGUGGUUCUCAAAAUUUUUUCUCAGGACUUCUUAAAAAUCAUCAAGGACCCCAAAAAGCUUUUGGGUAUGUGGGUUAUAGCUAUCAACAUUUAUGGUACUAGAACUUAAAACUGAGAAAAAUUUGAAACACGAGAAUACAUAGGCACACAUUCCAUUCACUGUGGGAAUCAUGGUGUCAAUACAUAUCAUGUAGCUUCUGAAAAACUCCACUGUACACUUAUAGAAUGAAGAAGGCAAAAAACUUUUUUUUUUUUUUUUGAGACGGGGUCUCGCUCUGUCGCCCAGGCUGGUGUGCAGUGGCGCGAUCUCGGCUCACUGCAAGCUCCGCCUCCCGGGUUCAUGCCAUUCUCCUGCCUCAGCCUCCCAAGUAGCUGGGACUACAGGCGUCCUCCACCAUGCCUGGCUAAUAUUUUGUAUUUUUUAGUAAAGACGGGGUUUCACCGUGUUAGCCAGGCUGGUCUCGAUCUCCUAACCUGGUGAUCCGCCCGCCUCGGCCUCCCAAAGUGUUGGGAUUACCGGCGUGAGCCACCGCGUCCGGCCGCAAAUUACAUCUUCUUUUUUUUUCUUUGUUUUUCAGACAGUCUCACUUUGUUGCCCAGGCUGGAGUGCAGUGGCGUGAUCUCGGCUCACGGCACGCUCUGCCUCCCGGGUUCACGCCAUUCUCCUGCCUCAGCCUCCCGAGUAGCUGGGACUACAGGGGCCCGCCACCGCGCCCGGCUAAUUUUUUGUGUUUUUAGUAGAGACGGGGUUUCACCGUGUUAGCCAGGAUGGUCUCGAUCUCCUGACCUUGUGAUCCGCCCGCCUCGGCCUCCCAAAGUGCUGGGAUUACAGGCGUGAGCCACCGCGCCCGGCGGCGAAACACGAUAUUGUACUAACAUCUUAAUUUUGUUAUAAAAUCUCACAUACCCCCUGACAUAGUCUCAGCGACCUGUAGGGCCGAGGUUACACUUGGAGAACCCGUACUCUAGGGCCAAAUCCAUUCUUCUUGCCCUGGCUCACUUGUCCCCCCCACCGCCCCGCGCUGGAGCCACUGCCUAGUUCUCCAGCCCUAGACGGUGCUCGCCAGCCCUCCUCUCAAUGCUCAUCACACACAGGGCUAUUCCUUUCCUCCAGUGAACCAAACGCCUCCCGCCCAUCGCCAGGUCCCAGUCCUCUGUUCCCUUUGCCUGGUCCACCCUUGCCCUCCCUGGGUCGCAGACGAGGUCGGCCUCGUCAUUCCCCGCAGACCGCCGCGCGUCCCUCUUGUGCGGUUCACCACAGUUGUAUUUAAGUGAUCGUGUGAGUCGUCGUUAAAUGCCUGUCUCCCCGCGGAUCCUGGGCUCCUCGAGGACCGGGACCGGCCUGUCUGUCCACUGCUGUAACCCCGCGCCGGCAUAGGGACCUAAGGCCCACUGGAGGGCGCUCAUCAAAUAGCUGCUGGAUGUUGACGAAGGAAGCGGCGGCGCAGCUCAGGGAUCUCCGAGUCAGGACGGUUGGCCAGACCGACGGGGUAACAGGUCUAAUCGUGUGGGAAUAAAGUUGUAUUCCAGUGCUUCCAAA
Pongo pygmaeus (Bornean orangutan) is the source of this 3722-nucleotide messenger RNA. It is a transcript of the gene TAPBP, whose product is annotated as TAP binding protein. Gene Ontology annotation, cellular component: membrane. NCBI's taxonomy places the organism in Eukaryota, Metazoa, Chordata, Mammalia, Primates, Hominidae. Bases 286 to 1632 code for a protein of 448 amino acids. The record is from RefSeq and is a predicted model, not a curated record. Gene Ontology annotation, biological process: antigen processing and presentation of endogenous peptide antigen via MHC class I. The transcript is spliced from 8 exons.